This is a messenger RNA of Phalaenopsis equestris, 258 nucleotides long. RefSeq names its product 60S ribosomal protein L21-1-like. The record is from RefSeq and is a predicted model, not a curated record. The annotation marks the transcript as partial. Gene Ontology annotation, molecular function: structural constituent of ribosome. Gene Ontology annotation, biological process: translation. The transcript has a single exon. NCBI's taxonomy places the organism in Eukaryota, Viridiplantae, Streptophyta, Magnoliopsida, Asparagales, Orchidaceae. Gene Ontology annotation, cellular component: cytosolic large ribosomal subunit; ribosome.
UGAAAGAUGCCGGCGGGGCACGGUCUUCGUUCGCGAACUCGCGAUCUUUUUGCGAGGCCCUUCAGGAAGAAGGGCUAUAUUCCUCUGACAACGUAUCUUCGAACCUACAAGAUCGGAGACUACGUUGAUGUCAAGGUUAAUGCCGCCAUACACAAAGGGAUGCCUCAUAAGUUCUACCAUGGAAGGACUGGGAAAGUGUGGAACGUAACCAAGAGGGCUAUUGGAGUCGAAAUCAACAAACAGGUGAUCGCCUUCUUU